AUGAGCACACUGACUGAAAACACUCCCGACCCCUCUAAAAACUCACCUACCGCCAAAGAACGUGGGGACGAGGCUAAUACACCAGUUAGAAGGAGGGGCACAGGAGUGAGCUUCCCCCAGGACUCCUCCACACAGCCGCCCCCGGAGCCCACAACCAGCUCGCCCGGGCCUUCGCAACGGGAACCACGCUCGGAGCUAAGAGAUCGCACCGACGCUGACCCCCCGCCAGCACUGCAAGCGAACUUUGACCUGGAGCCAGCCACAGACUCGGACACGGAUGAGGAAGAGGGAAGCCAAGUCUACAAAAUAGAAAAGCAUAAGGUUACCAACAGGACGAAGGAGGACUGGUCCUUGAGAGUGACCAGACCCGUUUUGAUCCUGGGAGAUUCUAAUGUCGCCAGGAUCAAGGAUCAAACCUUUCCCUUCCUUCAAAUCGACAGCGUUCCCGGAGCCAAUCUACUUCACGCGACAGAACUCCUCAGGAACACACCAAAUCAGCCCCAAGUAGAGAGCGUGGUCCUCUCCUUUGGGCUGAACAACAGACAGCAAAAACAGAGCGAGACAGGCAUUAAACAAAUGCAGAGCCUGAUCAGGGAGGCCAAAAAGACAUUUCCAAAUGCCAACAUCAGAGUGCCUCUGAUCCAGACCUCAAGAGAGCUCCCCCCAAAGGAGAGAGAUGGUCCAUGUUUCUCCAACUUCUCCAUGUUCAUUGGGCCGGAAGAAGAGUUUCCCACAUUAGUCCGCUGCAAGGGCAAGUAA
Molecule: messenger RNA, 759 nt
Organism: Knipowitschia caucasica
Lineage: Eukaryota; Metazoa; Chordata; Actinopteri; Gobiiformes; Gobiidae
Source: the annotation of a GenBank genome assembly